CCGCGGGUGCGCCAUGGUGCGACCGUGAGCGGAGCAUGGGGCGGCGGCUCCUCCGGGCGCUCCUCUGCCUCCUCCUCCUGGCCGGCCGCGGGCAGCUGCGGGACGGCGCCUCCGCCGCCACCGCCGCGCACGGCUGCCUGUUUGACCGGAGGUUGUGCUCCCCUCAGGAGGUGUGUGUGCAGGAUGGGCUGUUUGGGCAGUGCCAGGUGGGCUCCGUGCAGGACAGACCCUACUUCCAGAUCACCUCUCCUGUGCUCCAGCGCCUGCAGGAUGUCUUACGGCAUCUCAUGGCACAAGGGCUCUCGUGGCAGGACAGCAUCACGCAGUAUGUGAUCUCACAGGAGAUGGAGCGCAUCCCCCGCCUCCGCCUGCCGCCCUCGCUGGAGCCAGUGGCCAGGGACAGGUUCCUGCCCCUCCGUGUUGAGCCCCGGCGAGCCCCGCUUCCCCUAGACCGUGGCCUGCCAGCAGCUCAGCAUCUGGGGCAGCCCCCACCACUAUUACCUUCCCCACUGGUGCAACGGUACCUGGAGCACCUCCUGCUGCCCUCCCAGUCCCAGCUGGGCUAUGAGGAGGCUCUACUCAACCCCUACUCCUACCACAAGUUUGGCUACCAGGAUGGUGCUCACCAGCAUCCCAGUGGCUCAGCCAGGCAGAGCUCCGAGACCUCCUCGCUACUGGGCCGGGUCCCUGCCCAGGCCCUUUUUGGGGCUGGCCCUGUGCCCUCCUAUGGUGGACAGCCAGGAAUGGAUGGGGGGCAUCUCUUCCAGGACUUGGGCAUGCUUUCCCUGCCCAGAGAGAAAGCCAGUCGCCCAGACCCUGCCAGCACCAAGCUCCAGCACAGCUUGCGACACCCCAGUGACUACAGAAGCACGGAGGAGAGGGAGCAGCCAGCACCCUUGGCUGCCCAGCCACCCUCUACACAGACAGAUGCUGCCCUGAAGAGACUGGCCUCCCUCCUGGCCAGCUAUGGCCUCGGGCUGCCGGAGCUGAGCCCCCAGCAGCUGAGCAGCCUCUCCAGCCUCCUCCAACUGCUCCAGAGCUCUGGUGUUGUUGGCCCUGAAGUGCCCACAGUCAAACGGGUGGGUUUGCAGCAGGGUGGUGCUGGAGGAGGUGCCACAUCACAGGUGGGAUGGGGUGGAGGAGGCAGUCCACCAGGGCUCUCCUCAGAGGUCCCAGUUUCUCCCUUUCCCUCCCUUCAGGUGACAGAGGGGGACAUGCAGCACGGAGAGGAGCCAGUGCCCCCUUCCUCCACAAUGCCGCCCCCUAAAAUCCCAGCCAGCAGCUCCCCAGGGGAUGGACCAAAGGACAGAGUGGCAUCCUCGUCAGCUCCCCAGGCCGAGCCACAGGGGGCACAUGAUGGAGAUGCAGUCAGCCCCAGGAAGCAGAUUCUGGUGGAGAAGAAGAGCUACACGGAGACAAAGGAUGGUGGGGCACAGCGGCACAUGCGUCCACCAGACGAGUAUGGCUACAUCAUCACAGACCAGAAGCCCCUGGGGCUGGCUGCUGGUGUGCGGCUGCUGGAGCUCCUUGCCAAGCACCUCCACCUCUCCACGACCAGCUUCAUCAACAUCAGCGUUGUGGGUCCUGCACUUACCUUCCGCAUCCGACAGAACCCUCAGAACUUCUCCCUGACAGAUGUGGCCAGCCAGACUGAGCAAGUGAAGACGGAGCUGGAGCACGAGCUGGGCCUGAAGAUUGUGCAAACAGGAGUGGGAGAGCGAAACGAGGCUGCUGCCUAUUCGCGCCCAUCCCGCUUCAGGGAUGGUUUCCACUCGGUGCUGCUGACCUUCAUAGCGCUGGCCUGCGUGGCAGGCAUUGCCAUCGCAGUUUCUGCAGCCUUCUGCCUCCGGCGCCAUGCCAAGCAGCGGGAGAAGGAGCGCCUGGCCGCUCUGGGGCCAGAGGGUGCUGCUGACACCACCUUCGAGUACCAGGAGCUGUGCCGCCAGCACAUGGCUGCCAAGUCUCUCUUUGGCCGCACUGAGACAGCGGCAGCACCAGCAGAGACCUCGAGGGUCAGCAGCAUCUCAUCCCAGUUCAGCGACGCCCCACAGCCCAGCCCCAGCUCUCACAGCAGCACACCCUCUUGGUGCGAGGAGCCCGUCCAGUCCAACAUGGACAUCUCCACUGGACACAUGAUCCUGGCCUACAUGGAGGACCACCUCCGCAACCGGGACCGGCUGGCCAAGGAGUGGCAGGCGCUCUGCGCCUACCAAGCUGAGCCCAGCAUCUGCUCCAUUGCCCAGAGUGAAGCCAACCUGAAGAAGAACCGCAACCCUGACUAUGUGCCAUAUGAUCACGUGAGGAUCAAACUGAAAGCCGAGAGCAACCCCUCCCGCAGUGACUUCAUCAACGCCAGUCCAAUUAUCGAGCAUGACCCACGGAUGCCAGCGUACAUUGCCACACAGGGGCCACUGUCCCACACUAUUGCUGACUUCUGGCAGAUGGUGUGGGAACAUGGCUGCACCGUCAUUGUCAUGCUGAGCCCUCUGGCCGAGGACAGCGUCAAGCAGUGUGACCGCUACUGGCCAGAUGAAGGCUCCUCUCUCUACCACAUCUACGAGGUGAACCUGGUGUCAGAGCACAUCUGGUGCGAGGAUUUCCUGGUGCGCAGCUUCUACUUGAAGAACGUGCAGUCGCAGGAGACCCGCACCCUGACGCAAUUCCACUUCCUCAGCUGGCCAGCUGAGGGCAUCCCCACCACCACCCGGCCCCUCCUCGACUUUCGCAGGAAGGUGAAUAAGUGCUACCGGGGUCGCUCCUGCCCUAUUAUUGUGCACUGCAGUGACGGUGCAGGCAGGACCGGGACUUAUAUCCUUGUCGACAUGGUCCUGAACCGAAUGGCCAAAGGGGUGAAGGAAAUAGACAUAGCUGCUACACUGGAGCACAUCCGAGACCAGCGGCCUGGCAUGGUGCAGACCAAGGACCAAUUUGAGUUUGCGCUGACGGCUGUGGCCGAAGAAGUGAAUGCCAUCCUGAAGGCACUCCCGCAGUGAUGGUGAGGAGUUCUCCUCUCAUCUGUCUCCGUGCCCCCGCUUCAUGCUCUCCUCAUUCUGCCUUUGGGGCUGCUCUCCCUGUAAAAUGCUGUCUGUGCUUCUGGCUCUGUUCCCCCUGCCCCCAGGCCCCCCUUUCCCUCUCCCCAAGAACACCAACCUCAGGCCCUCUGUGUGCAGGAACCCCAUUGCACCUGCUGUCACCAGAGGGGACAGGGCUUGUGUCCCCUCUGCCUGCAGAGGAGGGGAGCAGGUGGUGCUGCUGGGAACUGGCGGGAGGGGCCCCCCAGCUGGUCUCCUGCACCCCAACCUGUCAGUCCUGUGUUAGCUCUCUCCCUGUACCCACAUGAGGGGCAGAAGUGGGCAGGGGUCCCCUACAGCUGAGGGGAGCACAGGGUGCAGGAGGACCUGGUGCAGCCCCAGGUCCCCUUUGUGUGCUCCCUGCCUUGUCACUUGAGCAGAAGAGAAAUUUCUAGAGAAAUAUAAUUUUGUAUCUUGAUGUGAAUAAAGUUCUCGUGUCACGUUCGUGCAGCUGCA
This is a messenger RNA of Chiroxiphia lanceolata (lance-tailed manakin), 3527 nucleotides long. It is a transcript of the gene PTPRN, whose product is annotated as protein tyrosine phosphatase receptor type N. The transcript is spliced from 22 exons. Gene Ontology annotation, molecular function: protein tyrosine phosphatase activity. NCBI's taxonomy places the organism in Eukaryota, Metazoa, Chordata, Aves, Passeriformes, Pipridae. The record is from RefSeq and is a predicted model, not a curated record. Gene Ontology annotation, biological process: protein dephosphorylation. Bases 36 to 2993 code for a protein of 985 amino acids. Gene Ontology annotation, cellular component: secretory granule.